AUUAGAGAUGUUUCAUUUUUAUAUAACAAUAUAGAUGUUACAAAUAAAACAGUAUAUAACUCAAUGUAUUUCAAUUAUUCUUCUAAUGUUCCAAGAGACACCCCAUUUAUAUUAUAUUUAAAUGGCGAUGAUAUCAAAACACCCAGGGUUAUUUACUCAUUGGCAGGUAAUGAAAUUCCUUUUUAUGCUUUUUGGAAUAGUACCAUCGAAUUAUUCCAAAUUGAUUUCAUCAUACCAGCAAACUCUCAGCCAUCAAAUAACUAUCCAUAUAAUUUAAUUGUAAAUAGAGUCUAUACCCUCCCAAAUUAUGCACUACCGGCUUCGUGUCAACUUAGAGUAAAAUCUUCAAAUAUGGAUCUAUAUGGCCCAGUUUUCAAAAAAAUUACUAAAUUAACAAAUAUAGAUGCCGAUAUAAAUGUUAAAAAGGUUGGAUGGAAAGUAGAAAUUGAGGAUGAAGUAAACGGGUUCCAAUUUGGUAACAUUGUUGUAAGGGGUUCAAUAGACAAUUCAAUCUACAACUUUACAUUUAGUCCAAAAAAUGCUCUUGCUGGUUCAGUUUAUAGAGGAGAAUAUGAAAUUUAUGUUAAUGUUUCAAGUCCAUGUGUAUCACAAAACUUUAUAAUGACCGAGGUUUUAUUACAGGAUUCUAUGGGUUUUAAUUCUUCAUUUUCCAUUACUUUUAAAUCACAAAAUGGGUUAUACUCAAUUCUUAAUCCUUUUAUUAAUUAUUUAAAUGACUCUUUGAUAAAUAGUGUUUCUUUAAAUUGUCCAUCCCAAAAUUUUGAUUCAUCUCCACCAGAACUAUUAUCAUUUGUAGCUUCAAGAUCAAGUAUAGAUGUUGGUAGUCUUGAUAGAACAGUUAAUAUAGUAUUAGAGGCUAGAGAUAUAGAUAGUGAAUUAAAAAAUGAUCAAACACCAAUAGUUUAUUUCUCCGAUACUUCAUUGGGUCUUGUUUCUUGUCAUACCCAACAAAUUAGUUCAAACAAAACUAAUUCCAUCUAUAAUUGUUCCGUUGAAAUACCUGUAGGUUUUGGUUAUCCACAUGGAAUAUAUAUAUCAGUAUAUGGCUUGAUUAAUAGGUUCGGUUUAUACAGCGGUUUUGCAGUAGAUCAAUUAAAAAACAGUGGUUUUUCUUAUUUCAUUUCAACUGUAGAUAGUUUUGAUACCAAUCAACCAAUCAUUUCGGGAAAUAAAAAACUAUCAACCAAAGAUACAAAACUAUGGCUAUAUGGCAAGGGUUUUAAUGAUGUCAAAUAUAUAGAGGUUUUUUAUCAUUUAGAUAAUGCAGAAUUACAAACAAUAUUUAUGGAUAAUCUUUACCCAAGUGCAAUUUCAUUAACAUUAUCAAAAAAAACUUAUAAACCAUUUUAUGUAACUUUGGUAACAAAGAAUGGAAGAAAAUCAAAUCAAUAUUUAGUUUCACCAUUUUAUUUCCCAAUUCCAAACUAUAUUGAUAUUACUCAAGAGACAUCAAACCCAUCAUCUACUUCAUCAAAUAGUGAAGAUCCAAUUAUAACUAAUGCUCCUCAAGAAUGUAAAGGUACUCCAAAAUGUGGUGGUGAUAAGAAGGGUACAUGUACAUCAAAUGGUUGUAUGUGUUAUUAUCCAUAUGUAGGUUUAGAUUGCUCAAGCAAGAGUAUUGAAACAUUACCACCAUCACUAAAUAAAACAACUCCAGAUAUUGAAUUACCAACUACCGAAAAUGGAGGAAAUAGUGAAACAGAAGUUACAUAUAAAUCAUUGGUUUCAAUUGUUGCAUUAAGAGAGUUAGACUAUGAUCAUAAGCAAUUCAAAUAUCAUCCAUUAAAAGAUUGGAAAUUUAAACAAAUAAAUUCAUCAGUAAGCGAAUACUAUUGCGGCAUAGAAAUAUCAAAUAAAACUGUUAGUAUUAAAACAAAAAUUCAAUGGUUUGAUAAAGAAACUACAAUAGAAUUUGCAAACCAAACUUUAAUUAUGAAUCCAUCAACUAUUAAAUAUACAAUCGAGAUUUCAUCAUAUCCAUUUAGUACAAAUUUAAAUUCACUUCAAUUAAUAAUGUUAGCCAAAAUAGAAUCAUCUAAAACAAAUAACAUUUGUUCAAAUAAAGAGUUUGGGGAAACUUCAAAUGGAAUUGAUAACUCAAAUUAUAUAAAGGUUCAAGUCGAAGACCAUUCAGUUUAUGGAAGAUUCAUAAAAAGAGCUUUCCUAGAUAAUAAAGUUAAAUCUAUUUCAAAUGAAUUUUUAGAUGAAUCACUCUCAACAUUAUCAAGCUCCUAUCAGUCUCAAUCUUUUGUUGGCAUAAAUAUUCCAUAUUUCAAAGAAAUGUCAAUAAUAGAUCCAGAUUUCUCAGUACUUUUAGAUGGUAGCUCAGCUUCAUCUAAAUCAAACUCAAUCUGUUCAAAAAAUUCUGGUUUAUCGGCAUCAAAAAUUGCUGGUAUUGUAAUUGGUUGUGUUGCCUUUAUAGUUGUAAUAAUAGUUUCUAUAAUUUAUCACUAUAGAAAAAAACAUAAAAACUUAAAGUUUUUCCAAGCCAUGAAUAAUAAAUUAAAUCAAAAUAACCUAUUAUAG
Molecule: messenger RNA, 2547 nt
Organism: Dictyostelium purpureum
Lineage: Eukaryota; Evosea; Eumycetozoa; Dictyosteliales; Dictyosteliaceae
Exons: 2
Biological process (GO): sexual reproduction
Source: RefSeq, a predicted model, not a curated record